This is a messenger RNA of Neltuma alba, 906 nucleotides long. RefSeq names its product floral homeotic protein GLOBOSA-like. The record is from RefSeq and is a predicted model, not a curated record. Gene Ontology annotation, molecular function: RNA polymerase II transcription regulatory region sequence-specific DNA binding; protein dimerization activity; DNA-binding transcription factor activity. The transcript has 8 exons. Gene Ontology annotation, cellular component: nucleus. Gene Ontology annotation, biological process: positive regulation of transcription by RNA polymerase II. Lineage: Eukaryota; Viridiplantae; Streptophyta; Magnoliopsida; Fabales; Fabaceae. The coding region runs from base 267 to 893 and encodes 208 amino acids.
ACCGGUGGUCCAGAAGGUGGCAGCAGAACUCAAAGCUAAAUCAAACAAAGAAAAUAGUUGUGGUGGGUCACAACCGGCCGUAAACAAACCCUUCCUUUCUGUGCCACUCAGAAAGUGAUUCAUCCGCAAACCCAUAAUGGAAUAUUGCACCGAUACUUUUCUUUGUCUUCCCCACGUCUUCUGAUCCAUUAAUUGACAAGCUAGAAGAAAGAAGACCAAAGAAAAAGCAGUAGAGAAGAAGAAGACGAAGAGAAUAUCGGUGAUAGAUGGGGAGGGGUAAGAUUGAGAUCAGAAGGAUUGAGAACUCUAGUAACAGGCAAGUGACCUACUCAAAGAGGAAGAAUGGAAUCCUAAAGAAGGCAAAUGAAAUUACUGUUCUAUGCGAUGCCCAGGUUUCCCUUAUUAUCUUUUCUUCAUCUGGGAAGAUGCAUAACUACAUCAGCCCUUCCACCACGUUGGUUGACAUGCUGGACAGGUAUCAGAGAACAUCUGGGAAGACUCUCUGGGACUCCAAGCAUGAGAACCUCAGCAACGAAAUUGAUAGAAUCAAGAAAGAGAAUGACAGCAUGCAAAUUGAGCUCAGGCACUUGAAGGGGGAGGAUAUCACCUCACUAAAUUACAAGGAGCUGAUGGGAUUGGAGGAUGCUCUUGAAAACGGUCUCAAGGGAGUCCGCGAGAAACAGAUGGAGGUGCACAGGAGGUUUAGGAGAAAUGGCAAGAUCUUGGAGGAGGAAAAUAGGGAACUCAAUUUCCUGCUGCAACAGCAUUUGGCAGUGGAAGGUGUGAGAGACGUGGACAAUGGAUUUGAUCAGAGCUUUAGGGAUUUCAAUUCCCAGAUGCCAUUUGCCUUUCGCGUGCAGCCCCUUCAGCCAAACCUUCAAGAGAGGAUGUAGAACAUAUAUUUGU